This is a messenger RNA of Hemiscyllium ocellatum (epaulette shark), 6127 nucleotides long. RefSeq names its product zinc finger protein 271-like. The record is from RefSeq and is a predicted model, not a curated record. Gene Ontology annotation, biological process: regulation of transcription by RNA polymerase II. The transcript is spliced from 2 exons. Gene Ontology annotation, molecular function: DNA-binding transcription factor activity, RNA polymerase II-specific; RNA polymerase II cis-regulatory region sequence-specific DNA binding. NCBI's taxonomy places the organism in Eukaryota, Metazoa, Chordata, Chondrichthyes, Orectolobiformes, Hemiscylliidae. Gene Ontology annotation, cellular component: nucleus. Bases 630 to 1745 code for a protein of 371 amino acids.
GAAGGAGCAGCUUUUAUACAAAUUGUAUCCCAUAAUAUCCACACCGAUCUUCAGGCAGUCUGACUAUCCUGUGAGCAAUCAGGGGUGGAAAUGUCCCUUAUGCUGUGUGAGAAGAUCCAGCUGAGAGAGCUGUUUACUCGGUGCUUUGUGCUUAACUGUUUGACUGGAGCUGUGUGUUGGAUAUUGAGUGUGUUUAUUGGAAGCAUUUCCCUCAGAUUUCCAGGCUGUUUUGUUGAUGGAUCAUUCCUGAAUGUGGGAAGAAGAAUUGCACUGUACAUAUCAGAAAAUUCAGAGAAAAUGGACACAGCAGCUAGAUCCUGACCAUCAUCCAAGGAACAACUACACAAAGACAUCCAGUCCCUUUACAGCAUUGCUCAACAUCGAGAAGGUUCAGCAGUGAAAUCAGUCAGGCCGGGGAGGUUUGACAUAUCAUCAGAUCUGAAACGGGUCAGUGGUGUGGAGCCUUCCAUCAGAACCAGCCUUUCUGAAGGCUCAGCUGUAGUUGAGGCUGAGAAAAACUGCAAGUGGCUCCCAAGUGUGGUGAGAGCCUGUUGCAGUGUGAGGCAUGUGAGGAGACCUCCAGAGUUCUGAACACAUUUUGCAUUUGUUGUAAAUGUAAGGACAACUUCAUGGAAGAGAAACCAUUCAAGUGUGAGGUCUGCAACCGAGCUUUUGCAAAGUCAUCAAGACUUAUGAACCACCGACGCAUUCAUACAGGGGAGAAGCCAUUCAAAUGUGAGGUGUGCAACCGAGCUUUCGCACAGUCAUCGACACUCGUAAAUCACCGACGUAUUCACACUGGGGAGAAGCCAUAUGUGUGCGAGCUGUGUGACAAAGCAUUCUCACAGCCAUCAAACCUCCGUGUACAUCAACGUAUUCACACAGGGGUGAAACCAUUUACAUGCGAUGUGUGUGACAAAUCAUUCUCAAUGUCAGCUAACCUCCGUUUACACCAACGCAUUCACACAGGGGAGAAACCAUUCACAUGCAACGUGUGUAUGAAAUCAUUCUUGAAUCCAGUACAUCUCUGCAUACACCAACGCACUCACACAGGGGAGAGACCAUUUGCAUGUGAGGUGUGUGACAAAUCUUUCUCACAGUCAUCAAGUCUCCGCGUUCACCAACGCAUUCACACAGGGGAGAAGCCAUUUGCAUGUGGUGUUUGUGACAAGUCAUUCUCACAAUUAUCAAGCCUUCAUGUACACCAACGCGUUCACACGGGGGAGAAGCCAUUCAUGUGUGAGGUGUGUGACAAAUCAUUCUCACAGACUUCGAGUCUCCGUGUUCAUCAACGCAUUCACACAGGGGAGAAGCCAUUCACGUGUGAGGUAUGCAACAAAUCGUUCUCAAGCUCAUCAAACCUCCUGCUCCACCAGAAGAUUCACACAGGGGAGAAACCCUUCACAUGCAAGGUGUGUGACAAAUCAUUCUCAGGAUCAUCAAAACUUCUGCUGCAUCAAAGGAUUCACAUUGGGGAGAAACCAUUCAGAUGUGAGGUGUGUGACAAAUCUUUCUCCCAGUCAUCGAUCCUCCGCAUCCACCAUCGCAUUCACACUGGGGAGAAACCAUUCAAGUGUAAUGUGUGUAACAAAUCAUUCUCGCAGUCAUCAGCCCUCCGGACACACCAACGCACACAUACAGGUGAGAAACCAUUCAUAUGCAAUGUAUGCAACAAGUCAUUCUCAAGGUCAUCAAGCCUCCUGCUCCAUCAGAGGACCCACCCCGGAAUAACCCUUCCAGUGUGAGGUUUACCAUAAAGAUUUUGCGACAUCUAUCUUCAAAUGAAACCAUAAGAUUUACACUAAGAAGAAACUCUUCUUGUGUGAUCUUUGUAGCAGGGCUUUUACUUGGCCAUCCCCGUCAAUCAAAAAUGAACAGAGGAGAGAAGUGCCGUCAGUGUGAGCUCUGUAGUAAAGCCUUCACACAAUUAUUGGACAACCUGAAACAUUAACAAACACAUAUGGGCCAGCCUAGCCAGGUUCUAACCAAUAUGUCAUUAGUGUAAACAUCUGCAAAAGCUCAAUACACAGGGUGUUCAGUGGGACUGGGACACAGAACAAGAAGCAGCUUUCACUCCCAUCAAACAACUAGUGAUGACAUCACCAGUGCUGAGGGAUGAUGAUGUAACAAUGGAGUCACCCUGCAGUGUGAUGUCAGUGAAACAGGACUUGGAGUAACCCCCAGGCAGUGAGGACAGCCCGCUGUGUUUGUAUCCAGAGGGUUUACACAAACUGAACAACACUGUACACAGAUUGAGAAAGAUGGUCUGCAUAAUGUCUUUAAUUGUGAGCUUUACUUUAGUAUUAGGAGAGAGAAAGUGAUGGUAAAUCUGACCACAAGCCAUUUCAAAGCAUCUUUCUCAGACUAUUUCAGUCUGUUCAAAAAGGAUAUUACUUGAUUUGUAGAGAUAUCACUUGGCAGUGAAGUACAAGGAAGGAAAGCAUUUGUACAUUGCUGACCAGCUGUCAAGAGGCGCAUUCUCUUUGAAGGAAGUAAACAGUUUGAAAUCUUUCAGAUUCGGCAAGAACCAACAACACAAGGAUGACAUGAAUCUAUCAAGGACACCCCUGUCACAUAAGACAGCAUUGGACAAAGAGAGAUGAGGUACAAGGUGGCACCUGUACAAAGGGAACAGGGUCAGUAUACUUGAAGAGAUGAGGAAAGAGAUGCUAAAGCACAUACCACAAAAAUCAUUAAUAAUUGAAUCUAGUCUGAAUAAGGCAAGAGAGGUUUCUGUUGGCCAAACAUCAGAUAGUGUAGUGCUUAUAAUGAAUAUCAAACGAAACAAGAUUAAGAGCUAUUCAUGACAUCCAGACAGCCCAUGGACAAAGCUUGGAGUAGACCUCUUUAGUUUCACUGGAACUGAUUAUCUCAUCACAAUCAACUAAUAUUCAGAUAGCAGGGAGUUAGAGCAGCUGAUGUCAUGGAUUCCCAGUGAGAUUGUAGAAUGUCUGAAAGCACACUUUGUGUUAUCCCUGACAAUGACCUCAAUUCCCAAGUGAAGAAUUCAGAUACUGCAUGGAUGAUUGGGAAAUUCAACACCACCCACCAUCUCUCAUUAUCCCUAGUCAAAUGGAAAGAGCAAGGCAUUGGUGAACAUUGACAAAGGCAUCAUUAAAAUCUACCAUUUCUAGGGCAGAUAUGUACAAUGUGAUCUUAGAGCAGAGAAACACAGCUACUGAAGGCAUGGAAAGCUGUCGAGGCUGGUGACUAUUGUAAUACUACUCCAGGCUACAUUUCCGAUAGCUAAAAUAAUAUUGAAGCCAGAAACAGUGCUACAUCUGAACUGAAUAGCCUUUACUGUCACAUAUACUCAACAAGUAUCGUGAAAGUUUGUAUGUCACCAGUUACAGCGCUAACUUAGAUACAAAAGUACCUAGGCACAACUUCUUUUGUUACAAAAUUUGUUACAGAAAUAAAAUGUCUAAGCAUUUCAGAAAAGAAAUCAAUACAGCAGACCAUGCUAGCACUUAUUUUCCAGUCCACACCAUAUUGGCUCCACGCUGCGCCAGUUACACGCCAAGAGGUUGCCAAGCCAGGAUGCCGCUGCACCAGGUCGCGAAGUCACUGUGCCAACACCAAGAAGUCCUUAUGGGAAGAGACCACUGCAUUAGACCAGCAGGUCACCACGUUAUGCUGGGAGGCUGCUGUGGGAGGACGCCAUGUCAUAUCAGAUGGCCGCUGCAAGAGUGUGCCAACCCAUGCAGGGAAACCGCUGCUGCAGUCCCGGAGUCGACACCAGAGGCCGGGAAUCAUCAUUCGCCAGGGGUUGGGGAUCAUCGCUGGAGGCUGAGAUCAUCGCUCACUGAAAGCAGGUUUUCGUUGCUCCUCGCUGGAGGCCGGGUUCAUUUUCGAAGGCCAGAAGUCGAAGAGAAGAAAAGGAGGAGAAGAAGAAGUGAAAAAAACACUGGGAGGAAUUGAAAAAAAGAGUGGGCGGAGCAGACAAGUUCUUCACUGUUACACAUGUCAUCCCUAAACACUCAAAAUCCCAAAAAGAUCACCAAGAAAAUCACUUUCUCUGGUUGACUGCUGUUCAGGACAAAACUAUCACAUCAGUUCCAUCUUGAACAGGAAAUUCUUGUGACACACUCAACUUUAACAAAGGGCAGGAGAAAGAAAAGUAUUCUGAAUUUACUAAUAUGCAUCUUAGCUAUAGUUCUUCAACAUCCCCAAUUACAUGCAUGCACACACACAAUUAAGACAGACAAAAGACAAACAUGUGGAAAAAUAUACACAGGAUAAGUACAAUUCUCAAAAUCAAAAGUCCAGAUUUAAAAGGUAUGUUUAAUUGUCUUUUAUUAAUUUUUAGCCCUAAUGACAUGCUGUUGUCUGUAAGGUGAUGGCUAUUAUUUGAUUCAAAAGUUGAUUUUGGUCUUUCCUCAUUAGAAUUAUUCCUUUUAAGCCUUAUUAUUUUUCUGUUUCUCCCCACAUGGAGAGUGAGCGUAGGAGAGAUGGAUGCUUUCUUUUGCAGGCUGUGGAUGUUUCACUUUACUGCCCUGACACUUACAGCUCUUUAACACUCUGCAUCUCAAACAAUCAAAAAACUGUCAUCAGGUACUAUUCCUUCACUCAAAGUACACUCGGUUGCAUUCGGUCGUGAACUGUCUCCAUCAUUGCUACAAAAAAAAGGGUUUUGCAUGGCUCCAAAUAAUGCCAAAAUAAUUAAUUUGAUUUUCAAGUUGCAAACCCUUGUAUUUCAGUUAUGCAAUUGUCCAAUUUCCAUUUCAAUUCAUAGUCCCCAAAAAAGAAAAUUGAAGUCUGUUACAAUAAUAAUGAGACAGUAACAAAAGCAGAGUGAAAUGGCUCAAAGUUAAAUUUCAGUUUGGCAAUGCUUUUGCAGCAUUCUCAGAGCUGAGGGUUGGCGAGCUAGAAUGCAUAUUUUUAAACAAACAAAAUUAAAUAUUUUUAACAAAUGUCAGCACAAUUGUUUACUGUGGAUAGAGAGAAUGUCACCUCAAACAUAUAUAGUGAAGUGAAAAACCAUAUCUGUUGUUGCAGAUGUAGACAUCUGUGUUCUAUUGUGAGCAGUUAUGGGUCCUGUAUCUAAGCAAGGAUAUGCUGGCAAUGGAAAGGGUCCAGACGAGUUUUACAGAAUGAUUCCGGGCAUGAAUGGCUUGUCAUAUGAGGAGGGUUAUUCAGUUUCGUAGAGGUAAAUGACUAUUUAUCAAUAUCCUUGCAAACUCAUUUCUGUUUCAUUCCUGCAUGAGGAGCUGUAAUGUGUAAUGAAUGCAGCCCCUGACAUAAUUACAAACCACUGAAAUUCCUCCCAGUAUUUCUGUUUUAAUUGUUGCAGCGUCCGUGAAGUAGCAGUGACAGAAACCCUCAAAUGGUCAAUUGUGGAACACUGAGAUUCUUGCAGAAUAAGAGAACUGGAAUUAGGACAGUUAGUGGGCGGCACGGUGACACAGUGGUUAGCACUGCUGCCUCACAGCGCCAAAGACCCGGGUUCAAUUCCUGCCUCAGACGACUGACUGUGUGGAGUUUGCACGUUCUCCCCGUGCUUGCUCUGAUUUCCUCCCACAGUCCAAAGAUGUGCGGGUCAGGUGAAUUGGCCAUGCUAAAUUGCCUGUAGUGUUAGGUAAGGGGUAAAUGGGUGGGUUGCGCUUUGGCGGGUCGAUGUGGACUUGUUGGGCCGAAGGGCCUGUUUACACACUGUAAGUAAUCUAAUCUAAAUGAGCAGCUAGGUAACAUAUCAAUCUGGGACUGCAGUGAUGAUUUUAAAUAGUAUUCCAGCCAAGUCACGGUGAGAUAUCUGAAUAAGUGGAUCCACAAAACUUCUGAAAUGUAAUAAGGUCUAGUCAAUAAGACAAAAAAAAUGUCUGAUUGAAUUACCAUUGCUUUGUUCAAUCAAGAAAAAUGGAGAGAGAAAAAAGAUCGGUGACUGCAUUUGAGAUACACGGGAAUGAAUGUAAAACAUCUGAACAAAUUCAACAGCAGAUUCAGCUUUGAAGGCAACAUUUGAUAAUGCUAUCAUUUGAUAAGAUGUAUGCAUAGUAUCUGGGUGAAGGAUCAAGCGACAGUGAGAGUUGGCAACAUCAUUUGAUGGAGAAACAUAUCUUCUCUACCUCAUGUUUUGAGCCAAGUAUGAUAUAACUUGUUAUAGUUACUGAAGUAUAAUAAAGUAUAC